Actinia tenebrosa (Australian red waratah sea anemone) is the source of this 930-nucleotide messenger RNA. Its product is annotated as very long chain fatty acid elongase 5-like. Gene Ontology annotation, biological process: very long-chain fatty acid biosynthetic process; sphingolipid biosynthetic process; fatty acid elongation, monounsaturated fatty acid. Gene Ontology annotation, molecular function: fatty acid elongase activity. Lineage: Eukaryota; Metazoa; Cnidaria; Anthozoa; Actiniaria; Actiniidae. Gene Ontology annotation, cellular component: endoplasmic reticulum membrane. The record is from RefSeq and is a predicted model, not a curated record.
CCUCAUCUCUCAAACGCUUUUGUGAGCCUCACGCACCGCUCCCCUCGCAAAUACUAAAAAUCUACAAAAUACAAAUCCAUUGAAUAAAUAUGACGUCUAGACUAGAGCGUUAUCAGCAGUUCUUUAAGGAAGUCAUAAGCUUACAAUCUGCCCCAGUAGUUGCUGUAUACCUGAUUCUCAUACCAACAUCACUAUUAUGGAAAMAAAUUGUACCACCGCUGGAUCUGAGAAAGAUUAUGGUAGUCUACAACUUUAUAUGCAGUGGAUUGAGUUUGUACUCCCUUGCCUACAUUAUAAUGGCUCUUGCUGCUGAUGGGAUGGAGUCAAUCUUUAAGAUGGAACACAACUCCAUGAUAAGCCAUGCCUUCUUUGUCUACUGGAUCACCAAGAAUGUAGAGCUAUUAGAUACUAUAUUCAUGAUGUUAAGGCACAAACAAAGACAGAUAUCUUUCCUGCAUGUCUAUCACCACUCAACCAUCCUUCUUCUAAGUGACUAUGCAUACCACUUCUAUCCCUGGCCAGCAAUUGGAUUCAUGUUAGCGCUGAACUCAUUUGUCCAUGUGUUUUUGUACUUCUACUAUGGUCAGAGUGCUCUCUAUCAAGCACAGCGACCAACAUGGAAAAAACUGAUGACUCAGCUACAGAUUCUCCAGUUUUUCAUAGGUUUAGUGCAGUGUACAUAUGGUUAUUUGUACUAUAGGUUUUGUGUGUAUGGUAUUUUUUAUGGGAUUAGUAUGGUGGUUUUGUUUAGUAACUUCUAUUAUCAAGCAUAUGUAAGAGUCAAACCAGCUGAUAAGAAACAGAAAUAAUAUGACAUUCAAUUGAUUUUCUAUUCUUGUGCACCUUAAUUAUGGAAUUACACAUGGUGACUCUUUGUCCAAUCAAACUUGUGAAAAUAAAAUGACCUCCAAAGCUUAGUAGAGGGUUAAA